Linderina pennispora is the source of this 424-nucleotide messenger RNA. RefSeq lists its product as uncharacterized. NCBI's taxonomy places the organism in Eukaryota, Fungi, Kickxellomycota, Kickxellomycetes, Kickxellales, Kickxellaceae. Bases 17 to 310 code for a protein of 97 amino acids. The record is from RefSeq and is a predicted model, not a curated record. The transcript has a single exon.
CAGGUUUAUGGUAAUCAUGGGGCAGCUAUACCUGGCGAUGGCGCUGGAAUUCAUCGAUGACGCCUAUGUUUCUGAUGGAUUGGCAACAAGUCAGGCAAGUCUGUCUGCGAGGUUACCUCUUGAGGUCAAAGAUGGCAUUGGGUCUAAACCCACCAUACUUCAUGAAACUGGUAUAGCACAUAAUGGCCCCCAUCCAUGGACUCUUCUGCUAGUAAGGGACUCGUCAGUGGCUAAUGGUUAUCGCGCUAAAUUGAUGGGGCUGUCAUUCAGCAGGUUGCAUGUCCCGCGAGGUUCGCGAAAGAGACGCUAGCAGAUGGGAUGCUGUGAUCGAAGGCCGCUUCACAGGGACCUAGGAGUACCCUUGUAGGGUAAGAGGGCUGCAACUGUAUUGUCUCCCACCCAACAGCCACUACCUGCAUAGCUG